Molecule: messenger RNA, 684 nt
Organism: Cyclocybe aegerita
Lineage: Eukaryota; Fungi; Basidiomycota; Agaricomycetes; Agaricales; Hemipholiotaceae
Source: the annotation of a GenBank genome assembly
AUGCAAAACCAACCCAAAUUUACGCGCUAUAAUCCUUUUUAUAACCCCAAACGCCAGGUGGUUGGCCCAGCACAUGUACCUCCAGCAUGGAAGACAAACGGUGUGGCGGCUGGAUCUUCAAAAGGAAAGGAACCAGUGGAGAGAGGGAGUAGGAUAUUCAUCAGCAAGUUACCCGUUGAUGUUGGGGAGAAGGAAGUGGAGGAGCUUUUCAGAAAGACUAUUGGGCCGUUGAAGGAGUCGUUCCUUGUGUACAACUCCCAAGGCAGGUCGAAAGGAAUGGCCGUUGUCGUGUUCCAACGGCCAGGUGACGCUGCAAUUGCUCAGGCGAAGUACGAUGGACGGGUGGUAGACGGACGUCGGGCAAUAAAAAUUGAGCUUAUGGUGGAUAAAGGUAGCUUGCCGUCGUUUGGAUCGCCUCCAAUACCCACACUCCUUAAUCGACUUGCACCUGCCCCUACACCAUCUAAUGGUGUUGUGCUAUCGACACCUACUCCUAACGCUCCUCGUGCACCUGUCCGCUCCCAGAUUCAAAGCUCAGCGCCCAUUGUGAAGCCAGCUGCCAUCCCCCCUCGACGAAUUAAGCAGAAGAAGGGUCCUAAGCGCCUCAAGAAACGCGAAGCAGUGACAGUGGCUGAUCUGGACAAAGAGAUGGAAGACUAUCGAGCUGCUGCGCCAGAUGUAUAG